This is a messenger RNA of Phialemonium atrogriseum, 2362 nucleotides long. Its product is annotated as putative mfs transporter protein. Gene Ontology annotation, molecular function: transmembrane transporter activity. NCBI's taxonomy places the organism in Eukaryota, Fungi, Ascomycota, Sordariomycetes, Cephalothecales, Cephalothecaceae. The coding region runs from base 166 to 2238 and encodes 690 amino acids. Gene Ontology annotation, cellular component: membrane. The transcript has 2 exons. The record is from RefSeq and is a predicted model, not a curated record. Gene Ontology annotation, biological process: transmembrane transport.
GACUUCUAUCCUCUGUGUGCCCUCUCUUACCUCCCCAAAACACUCCUGCUGGUGCUUUCGCCACCUAGUUUAUCGGCCUUCUGCUCGAUAAACUUUCCGACCAGCAAGGAACGUCCCGCUUGUGGCCACUACCCCCAACCACCACCACUCUCUCUCUAUCUCUUGAUGGCGAAUCUCCUGAGCCAUCACCGCCGCCAUGAUCCGGCAUUAGGCGAGAUCCCCGUGCCCCACGGCCCAGAGACAGGCCAGGAGCACGACGACUACCCCAUGAACGACGGCACCACCGACGAAGAGCGCCAGAUCUUCAGCUACCUGACGCACCCGGACGACUGCUUCACAAAGGAUGGCGUCUACUGGGCGGACCUCCCGCUGCGGAAGCGCAUCACCUUUGUCAACCGGGUACACAAUGAGGAGGCCCUGAAGGAGCUCAAGACGAUCGGCCAGAUGGCCAAAAAGGACCCGCUGAGCCCCAUCAGCUGGUACUUCCGAAACGCCGUCCUGCCCGGCGCGGGGCUCGGGCUCGAGGGCUACGUGCUCUUCAGCAUCGGCAACCUGGAGCCGCUGUUCAGCGCCACCUGGCCGCAGUGCUGGGGAAAGAACGCCACCGAGUGCAGCCGGAACUGGAUCGCGAGCGUGACCUACCUCGAGGUCAUUGGCAUCAUGGUCGGCCAGAUGGGCGUCGGAAUCAUCGGCGACUGGAUCGGCCGCCGGUGGGGGCUGAUCCAGGACGCCGCCAUCAUGUUCGUCGGCCUGCUCAUGCUGACUGCCAGCUGGGGCUUGAACUUGCAGGGAUGGGUCAUAUGCUAUGCGUGGUCACUGUUCUUCUAUGGCUUCGGUGUUGGAGGCGAGUAUCCCAUCACGGCCACCUCGUCCAUGGAGAACGCCGUCAGCGCUGGCAAGUUGUCAACACGCGACGACCGGCUGCACCGCGGACGGAAGGUCACCAUGGCCUUCCUGAUGCAGGGCUGGGGCCAGCUGAUCAACCAGGCCAUUCUCAUUGUGCUGCUGCUCAUCUUCCACCACGGCAGCGGUGAUCCGCCCUAUAGCGUCAAGGCGGUGCAGUGGACGUUCCGCCUCUCGUUCGCGCUCCCCGCCAUCGGCACGCUGUGGCUGGUGUACUACCGCAUCUACAAGAUGCCGCACGCCAGCCGGCAGCUCGACGCGGCCAAGCGCAAGAGCAACGUGACGGGCUACGACGUGUCGUCGCUCAAGACGGCCUGCCGGCACUUUGGCGGGCGCCUGCUGGCGACGGCGGGGACCUGGUUCUGCAACGACGUCUUCUUCUACGGCAACAAGCUCUUCCAGGGCCAGUUCAUCGGCGUCAUCUCCAACAACCCCCAAAGCGUCAUGGAGACGUGGGUGUGGAACCUGAUCAACGUCGUCGUCUCCAUGGCGGGCUACUAUCUGGCCAGCCUGCUAAUCGACCACAAGCUAUACGGCCGCAAGAUGAUGCAGCAGGUCGGCUUUUUCAUGUGCUUCAUCAUGUUCGUCGUGCCGGCCUUCAACUACUACUACUACACCCAGCCCAUGGGCAUCCACUCGUUCCAGGCCAUGUACUUCCUCAGCAGCUUCUUCAACCAGUUCGGCCCCAACAGCGUCACCUUCCUCGUGGCCGGCGAGGUGUUCCCCACGCCCAUCCGCGCCAGCGCCCACGGCUUCUCGGCCUGCAUCGGCAAGGCCGGCGCCCUGCUGGCCAGCGUGCUGUACAACUACAUCGACACCCAGACAAAGUUCUACGUCGUGCCCUGGUUCGGCCUGCUCGGCAUGCUGUUGACCUUCCUCUUCCUGCCCGACACGACGGGGCUCGACCUCAAGGAGCAGGAGCGCCGGUGGUCGUACAUCCGCGACGGCCGCGCUGACGAGUACCAUGGCGUCGCCGUCCACCCGGCCCACCUGAGCCUGUGGGAGCGUCUGCGCGGCGAUGCCCGCGCCUACAACCCGGAGCUGGACACAAAGUCCAAGAUCGAGGACUUCAGGCGCGAGUGGCAGGAGAAGGAGAACGAGAAGAGGGAGCUCGAGGUCAGCGGCAACCACGGCCUGCUGUCGCAGCUGGAGAGCGACGACGACUUCAACGAGCAUGUGCACGGCUACUUCCGCGGCACGGGGGAGAAGGGCGAGAAGGGGGAGAAGCCGGACAUGAGCCCGGAGAAGGGGAAGGGGAAGGAGACUGGCGUCCUGGUCGGGGAGAAGACCCCUCAGUCCGGGGAGAGCAGCAGCAGCGGCGCAAGUGCAUACUAGUAUAGAAUCAGCUGGGCGCUGGCAAGGGAGAUAGAUGUUGGGUUCGGGAUUUUCUUUUUUGUUUUUCCUUUUGGCAUGGAGCCUGAAGCUGGCAAGUGGCCAGCAUUAGGGCUUCUUCACGAAU